This is a messenger RNA of Olea europaea var. sylvestris, 850 nucleotides long. Its product is annotated as auxin-repressed 12.5 kDa protein-like. The transcript has 3 exons. Lineage: Eukaryota; Viridiplantae; Streptophyta; Magnoliopsida; Lamiales; Oleaceae. The coding region runs from base 179 to 535 and encodes 118 amino acids. The record is from RefSeq and is a predicted model, not a curated record.
GCCACUCUUGUUAUCUUUAAUUCACUCACAAAGAUACCAUUUUCUGUACUGGAAAUAGAAUUAAAUAGUUGGGAAAUAUUGAAUUCGAAUUUUGUUGACUCUAUUGUGACUCUAGCAGAUUUACCAUCAACCCUCUAUUUAAUCUGGCUAGGCAGAGUUCAUUGAAGGGAAAGCAACAAUGGUUCUGCUAGAUCAACUCUGGGACGACGUCGUUGCCGGGCCUCAGCCCGACCGCGGCCUGGAACACCUCAAGAAAACCUUCACCAAGCCCUUGAUCAUCAAAGAUGUCGGAGGAGAGGGUAGUAGCAAGUACCAGAGGUCUAUAUCGAUGCCGGCCAGUCCUGGGUCACCGGCAACGCCUGUGACACCUACUACUCCGUCGCCAACGGCGGCGCGUAAAGAAAAUGUAUGGAGGAGCGUGUUUCAUCCUGGUAGCAACCUCGCUACGAGGAGUAUUGGGGCUGAUUACUUUGACAGACCCCAGCCUAACUCUCCCACUGUUUAUGACUGGUACGCUCUACAGUGGGGAGACUAGGAGCAAACACCGUUGAGAUGUUGACGAGAGAGAUGGGUGUUCUGUAAAUAGUGUCUUUACUUGCUCAGGCUUGAUAGCAACUUCCAUGGUUUUAUGCUAAUUAAUUACUGGGUUUUUUAAUUAUCUGUCUUUGAAUAUGAUCAUCAUCUUGUAAAUAUUAUGCUAAAAGAGCACUGUUGUCGGCUCCAAGAUCUGGUGUGAAAUGGAUCGGCUGCUAUGAAAUAAGUGGAUUGAAUUUUCUUUAAUUUACUAGCAGUGUUGUGAUUCUCUGUUAUGAUUCUUCUUUUAUUGUUAAAUAAACUGGAUUCUACGACA